AGGGAAAGCUAGCAUGGCAAAUGUAAUAAACCAUCCUUCAAGGUUUCUCCAUUUAGCCAUCUCCCUAAUUAUUCUCAUAAUCUUCCUAAUACCCUUAAUCACCUUUCUUAAUAACAACAACUCAUUGAUCUUCACCAUGAUUACUAAGCCCUACUUUUCUUAUUACUUAACCUCCUUUAAUAAUCAAAGCCACCAAUCCCAUUAUCCUUGGAGAUUUUCUUGGAGGAAUACCUUUAUCAAUAGCUUAGAAUUUGAAGGAAAUGUUAAUUAUCCAUCAUCAUCUAAUUAUUCCAAUGAUGUUUCUAGAGCAAUUUCACCAGAUUUUACAAAGUGUGGCCCAGUUGAUUUACCUCCCAAUGCAAUAACAUCACCCUAUUGUUGUCCAACUUUGGCAACUCCCUUUAAAUUCAUAGAUUUCAAAGAUUAUAUUAUCAAUGCCACUUACAAGUACAAAAAUAAUAGUUCAAUUAGGGUUAGAAGGGCAGCACAUUUGGUAGAUGAUGAGUUCAUAGCCAAGUUAGAAAAAGGUAUUGCCAUCAUGAAAUCACUUCCUAAUGAUGACCCACGUAAUUUCAUACAACAAGCUAAAGUCCAUUGUGCUUAUUGCAAUGGUGGAUAUCCUCAAAAACACCCCUUCCAAGAUCAAAAGAUUGAUGUGCAUAGGUCAUGGCUUUUCUUCCCUUUCCAUAGGUUUUACAUUUAUUUCUUUGAGAGAAUCUUGGGAACCCUAAUUGGGGAUCCAAGUUUUGCUUUACCUUAUUGGAAUUGGGAUUCCAUUCAAGGUAUGCAAAUUCCAUCAUAUUUCACCACUCCAAAUUCUUCACUUUACCAUAAACUUAGACACUACAAGCACAUGCCACCCCACUUGGUUGAUCUUAACUAUGAUAUUCUCUCUCCCAAAAUUAGAACACAAGAUCAACAAAUUUCCUACAACCUUGCCUUCAUGUACAAGCAAAUGGUUUUAGCCAACACCAAAGAGUUAUUCAUGGGAAGCCCUUAUCGUCUCGGAGAUCCAGCUCAACCGGGUCCUGGCUCGGUUGAGCUUGCUCCUCAUAACACUAUCCAUGAUUGGUUGGGUGCGGUCGAUACUCCCAACCAUGAAGACAUGGGAACUUUCUACACGGCCGCGAGAGAUCCUAUUUUCUAUGCUCAUCACUCCAACGUGGAUAGAUUGUGGGAGUUAUGGACAAAAUUGGAAGGUGGUAGAAGAGACUAUAGGGAUGAUCCUAAUUGGUUAGAUUCCAAAUUUUUCUUCUAUGAUGAGAAUCUUAAUCUUGUUCGAGUUAAGGUAAGAGAUUGUCUUGAUACUAAACUUUUGGGUUAUGUUUAUGAAGAAGUUGAUCUUCCUUGGCUAAAUGUUAAUCCUAAACCAAGAAGAACAAAGAUGCAAAGGGAAGCAAAAAAAUCUUCAAUUUUGGCCUCAAAGCCAAUUACCAAAUUUCCUUUUGUUUUGGAUUCUAAGGUAAGCAUUAUUGUAAAGAGACCAAGGAAGUUGAGGAGCAAGGAAGAGAAAGAACAAGAGGAAGAGGUUUUAGUGAUAGAAGUGACUGAAUUACAAAGCUAUGAAAAUGUUAAAUUUGAUGUUCAUAUUGAUGAUGAUGAAGACAUGCUUAGUGAUGAAAACCAUGCAGAGUUUGUGGGUACUUUCGUGAGUUUGCCCCAUGGAAAUCAUGGACAUAAAUCAAAUACUCGCUUUAUGGUUGGGAUAUCUAAGGUAUUGGAGAAUCUAGAAGCUGAAGAAGAUGAUCAUAUUGUUGUUACUUUGGUACCUAUGAUUGGGAAAGGAGAUGUCACCAUAGGAAGGAUUAAUAUUCAGUUCAUGUCAAAAUAGUAAAUAAGAUCCCUUUCGAAAUGUAAGAGAAAAGUAAUUAAUUAUAGUGUUUAUAAAGACUAUGAAGUUAAUUUUAGGAAUUAAAAAAAAAUUUGUGUAAAAAGAGGUCACUAUAGUAUAGAAUUCAGUGCAAUAUAAUGGGCACGUGCUAUUCGAUAUGGAGUAUGGACAAGUAGU
Molecule: messenger RNA, 2008 nt
Organism: Arachis ipaensis
Lineage: Eukaryota; Viridiplantae; Streptophyta; Magnoliopsida; Fabales; Fabaceae
Source: RefSeq, a predicted model, not a curated record